This is a messenger RNA of Pteropus alecto (black flying fox), 2201 nucleotides long. It is a transcript of the gene PXMP4, whose product is annotated as peroxisomal membrane protein 4. Bases 83 to 721 code for a protein of 212 amino acids. The record is from RefSeq and is a predicted model, not a curated record. NCBI's taxonomy places the organism in Eukaryota, Metazoa, Chordata, Mammalia, Chiroptera, Pteropodidae. Gene Ontology annotation, cellular component: peroxisomal membrane. The transcript is spliced from 5 exons.
CCGUGGGAGUUGUACAGCCGGAACUCAAAGCUGUCAGUUGAGGUCCGGUUCGGUGCUUCCGGCUCCGCUCGCCACUGGCCCUAUGGCUGCCCCUCCGCAGAUGCGGGCUCUACUUCUGGCUGUCAACGCACUGCUGCGCAAGCGCCGCUACCACGCUGCGUUGGCACUGCUUAAAGGCUUCCGGAACGGGGCAGUGUAUGGAGCCAAAAUCCGGGCCCCGCAUGCACUGGUCAUGACCUUUCUCUUCCACAGUGGCAGCCUCCAGGAUAAGCUUCGGGCCAUCCUGCAGGCUACGUACACCCACUCUUCCAAGCUGGCCUGCUUCGUGUUCAUCUACAAGGGGCUUUGCACCCUGCAGUCCCAUGUGCAGGGGAAGACCUACCAGGUGCAUUCAUUCUUGGCUGCCUUCAUCGGAUCCUUGUUGGUAUUUACAAAGAACGAUAACAUCAACAACCAGAUCAGCAUGUACCUGUUGUCACGUGCCCUGUUUGCCUUGUGCCGCCUUGGUGUGGAGAAGGGCUACAUUCCUGAACCCAAGUGGGACCCAUACCCAUUGAUCUCUGCGAUGGUGUGGGGGCUGGUGCUGUGGCUCUUCGAGUACCACCGGCCCACGCUGCAGCCCUCGCUGCAGUCCUCUAUGACCUACCUGUACGAGGACAGCAAUGUGUGGCAUGACAUCUCAGAUUUCCUCAUCUACAACAAGAGCCGCCCCUCGAAGUAACGUGGCCCUGAGGAGCCCUCCCUUCUCCCCUCCGUGACUGCAUUAGCUAUGUGCCUAUCAACCCAGGGACCAAAUGCAGGUCAGCAGGUGUCAGCAAGAAAAUGAAAAAAAGAAAAGCUGCUCGUUCCAAGGCCAACCUCGAAUGUACUGGUGAUGCUGAAGAUCAUGAGAAUAAUCUGAAAGCUUAUGACAUAGCCGGCACCAUACCUGGCACUUUCUGUACAUCAUAUCUCAUUGCUUGUAAAAUGCCAUCAAAGAUUAUUUAUUUUAUAUUAUUUUGAGCCCCUAAGAAAGAAAAGAGCUAUUGACAAUAAUAAUAAUAAUAAUAAUAAUAAUAAUAAUAAUAAUAAUAAAUAAAAUGGAAAUGUCAUUGAUUGUAUGAUGCAUCUCAAUUUCAGAGAUGUUAAAAUAUGAAAAAAAAAAGCCUUAUAAUGAAUGGAAUAUGAAAUUGUCUCAUCUAUACAUUGAUUGCCCUACAAAUGUAAUUUUUACCUUGUGCCUAAUAGAGUUUGAGAGGCAGAGCAGGGACUGUUUCAGGAAAACUCUCCUAUUCAGCCUAACAAGAACAGUUUUCUUGUCUCCUUUGGAAAAAUCGAGAGAUGUAGGCAAGCUACUUCGGUGAUAUGUCUUUCAUUCUUGAUAACAGUUGACAUUUAUUGAUCUCUCUCUAUGUGCCAAGUACUGUCCUAAGCACUUUAAUAUCUCAUUUAAUGUCUCAACAACACUCUCAAGUAAACCUUUAUUAUCAUUAUUAUCAUCUCCAUUUUAUAUAUGAAAAAGCAGAGCCCGUCUGCUCUAAGGGCCCCCUACCAACUCUGUGGCCCUGGUCAGGGCAGGCAUAUCUGCUAUGUCUGGUUUACCUCCUCUCCUUGGAAAAGUAGAAUCCCUCUUCAGAGGUUGGGAUGAUAAUAAGGAGAGGAGGUCCCCAGAGCAUGAACUCAAGGCGUAACGGGUUGGGGAGAGAGAGGCUCACUUAUCAACCAAACCUAUCUGCUUGCAUUGGACCUUGGACCCUCUAGCUCAUACUCCACUGAACACAUCCAUCCACUUGGCCAACGCCACACAGCUAGGCAGCUAUUGUCUGGCACUCAGCCCCAUGUCUUCCAUAUCUACAUUUUCAGUUACUUGGGAAGCAGAGGAGCUGUGCUAGUGCUGGUUGGUUCCCUGGCAGUAAUAAUAUCACUAAUAGUAGUUAACAUUUAUUGAGUGCUUACUGUGUGCCAGGCACAGUCAUCAGGGAUUGUAAACUCAUACCUGGAAUGGCAAGGCCACUGAAUGAGGCAAGCCGGGGAGGAACUAUAGUGGCCUAGAGGGUCAAGGCUCUGGCAAAAUGGGAGACAGCAACUGCUCAGCACCAUGGUGGCCUGGCUAGUAUUCCUGGAUAUUACCAUUUUAAAAGACAGUCAGAUACUUGAAUUUUUAUAUAGCAUUUCCAAAUUUAAAAAAUUUUAAUUCAUAAUUCAGAAAAAAAUACUGUGGG